AUGGGGGGACUGAAGGAGACUGUAUACAACGACAGCGCCAUCAAACGCAAUGCAGCCAUAGUGGACUACUGUCGCACCUCUGGGGCGGUCAUAGGAGGAGCCACUGCCGGUGUCCUGGGGUUAACCGGACUCUACGGCUUUCUCUUCUACUUCGCCUACUCUGUUUUCCUAUCUGUGAUGUUGGCCGUGAAGGCUGGUCGAAAUUCUACGAAGUAUUUCCAGUCCAGCUCUUCCGUCUGGUUUAAUGGAGUGCUGGGUGGAUUAUUCACUUACGUCCUGCUGUGGACAUUUCUCUACGGAAUGGUGCAUGUCUACUGA
Messenger RNA from Geodia barretti, 318 nucleotides. NCBI's taxonomy places the organism in Eukaryota, Metazoa, Porifera, Demospongiae, Tetractinellida, Geodiidae. The record is from the annotation of a GenBank genome assembly.